AUGCUCAUCAGCGUCGAGACGGAAGAGGAAGCGAUUUCGCUCGUACACGACAUCAAGAUGAUUCACCAGGAAGGCGGCUUCGAAAUGAGAAAUUGGCUGUCGAAUUCAUCGACGGUGCUGCUAUCGCUGAAUGAAAAACCAGUGACCAAUAAAAACUUAAACGUCAAUGAUGGCCUUCCCACGGAGAAAAUUCUUGGAAUGUGGUGGGACACAGAGAAAGACUGCAUUACCUUUAAGCUCUCCUCGAAGUGCCAGGAAGAUCUCCUAUCUGGUCAACGGCGACCAACCAAGAGAGAAGCUCUUCGAAUGCUGAUGCUGAUGUACGAUCCAUGCGGAUUUAUCGCACAUUUCCUGAUGUACCUCAAGGUCUUGCUGCAGGAUAUAUGGAGCUCUGGAAUUGGCUGGAACGAUAAAAUCGAAGAGAAUGAGUUCGAAAAGUGGCUGCUAUGGCUGAAAGUCCUUCCCAAGGUAGAAGAAGUUGAAAUUCCAAGAUGCUUUCGGAUCCAGAUCUCAGUUAACGCCGAGGUACAAAUACACACAUUCGUCGACGCAAGUGAGAAUGGGUUUGCAGCCGCGGUUUAUCUGCGAUUCCGACAAGGAGCUAAUAUAGAAUGUGCGCUUGUGGCCGCCAAGACGAGAGUGGCUCCACUUCGCUUCUUGUCCAUUCCUCGAGCCGAACUUCAAGCAGCUGUCCUCGGAGUGCGACUAACGAAUGCCGUCCAAACUGCCCUGAGCUUUAAGGUGAAUCAGCGGUUCUUCCACACUGACGCCAGGGACGUGUGCUGCUGGCUGAUCUCUGACCAUAGAAGAUACAGCCAAUAUGUUGCCGUUCGAGUCAGUGAAAUUCUGGAGAGCACGGAAGUAUAUGAAUGGCAUUGGAUAUCGACCAAACAAAACGUAGCUGACUUGGGUACUAAAUGGAAAGGUUUCCCGGAUCUCAGCUCGCAAAGUCCGUGGUUUCGGGGAUCCUCGUUCCUAUCGACACCAGUAGAAGAGUGGCCUAUAACUUCGCGGCGGUAUGGAACAACUGACGAAGAACUUCGUCCUCAUCUACUUACACACAUUGUUGCACCAGAACCGUUGAUCGCGCUGGAGAAAUUCUCAAGCUGGACGACGCUAUUACGCCGAACUGCAGUGUUCGCUCGGCAAGCUUCCAACUGGAGACGAUUGGCGAAAAAGGAGCGACCACUUAGUGGACCACUCACCCACGAAGAACUGGUCAAAGCCGAAAAUUAUCUGUAUCGCAUAGCCCAAGGCGACGUGUUCGCGGACGAGGUGGCAAUCCUGAAGAUUAAUGCCUUCUCCGCAGAGAAGAAGCGAAUACCGAAGAGCAGCUCAAUCUACCGUGUCUGUCCUACACUGGACAAUCAGAAUCUGCUGCGAGUUCAAGGCCGGACAGGGGGAUGCAAGUACAUCGAUGUAGAUGCCUCCAACCCAGUAAUUCUUCCCCACGAACACACCAUAACAAAACUCGUUGUGGCGCACUUUCAUCGGCAGUUCCAUCACCAAAAUCACGAAACCGUGGUAAAUGAACUACGUCAGCACUUCUAUAUCCCACGAUUGAAAGUUGUCUACAGGAGAGUGCGUAGGGAAUGUCAGCAGUGCAAUAACGACAGCGCAACACCCUGUCCUCCAAUGAUGGCUGACUUACCAGAAGCACGGCUGGCUGCCUAUACUCGUCCAUUUACUCACACAGGUUUGGAUUAUUUUGGGCCGAUGACGGUAUCAAUCGGUCGUCGCACUGAGAAGCGAUGGGGUGUUCUAGCUACCUGUCUCACUACUAGAGCCAUCCAUCUGCAGGUCGCAUACUCACUAUCGACGGACUCGUAA
This is a messenger RNA of Topomyia yanbarensis, 1830 nucleotides long. RefSeq lists its product as uncharacterized. Lineage: Eukaryota; Metazoa; Arthropoda; Insecta; Diptera; Culicidae. The record is from RefSeq and is a predicted model, not a curated record. Bases 1 to 1830 code for a protein of 609 amino acids. Gene Ontology annotation, molecular function: nucleic acid binding. The transcript has a single exon.